Cylicocyclus nassatus is the source of this 1537-nucleotide messenger RNA. Lineage: Eukaryota; Metazoa; Nematoda; Chromadorea; Rhabditida; Strongylidae. The record is from the annotation of a GenBank genome assembly.
AUGUGUAAAAUUCAACUAAUCAAUUAUUGCCGUUUUGCACGUCGACAACACAGACGGCGGUGUGGUCGAGGAUCAUUCCACCAAGUGCAGUGUCGUCUGCCAGCGGAACACUUCCGAAAGAGAGUAGAUCUAGCCAUUGAAAUCUACUCCAUUCGUUAUGGAUGUGAUGAUCAAAUGUUGGAAAGGCUUUUGAACACGUUGGCCGCUUCGUUAACCCCAAGACUGGUCUCUCAGGAAGAGCGUAAUGGAAUUCUUCCGUUGAAAUCAUUUGGUCUUUCCUCGUUGCGUGAGGAUCUGUGCUGCCUUCUCUUCGAUACGUACUCAUCAGCGUUAGCUUAUGCAAAGCAAGCUCAGUACAUCGUACGAGGUGUUCUUUUACCUGUACUUGAGAGUGGUCUGAACGAUGAGGCUAUCCGAGAUUCUUCUUUGGGAACUAUUCGUUCGCUUUGCAGCAACUGCGGAAGCGCACUAUUACCUAUUAUUUCCCGCAUUAUAAUCAUGCUCAUAUCGAAGUUGGAUAAACCAAACAGCGCUUUGUUCGAAACGCUGGCGCACAUUUGCCGUCUGUACGGACCUGGAUCCACUCUAUUCCGACACUUUUAUGUUAUUUUUGGAGCUAUGAGACAUCCGUUGGAUGAGCAGGAGUAUGGCGAAUCUGCAGCUAGUGUGUUAGCAGCAAUCGUUGAAACAUCGUCCUUUCUUGUGAAACCAGAGGUUUUGAUGUCGGUUCAACGAAAGAUUUGCGAAGAAAUCAUAAAGAAUCCUAGUUCUCCCUCUUACUGCAGAAUUCUGAUCGCAUUUCUGAGCUGCACUCACGAAGUUGUUCCUCCUCCUGUGCAUGUUGCACGAACAGUUCUAGGAAGAUGCGUUGAUCCACUUCAGUCGCAGCAUCUCCGCGCUCUUUGCGAUACUAUCUCUAGGCCGCGAAUUCAGAAUCUGGCCAGCCAUGAAGUGAUACGUCGUUGUGAUGUAGAAAUGCAAGAGUCGAGUGAUCAUCUCGAGAAAGAGCAGUCGAGCAAGUCAAUGGGAAUUGGUAACGAAGAAUCAGUUCCUCUUCAUGAACAUAUUGAAGAAGUAAAGCAGAGUUCAAUUGUGUGCGAAGAGCUUAUGGACGAUACGGUUGUUGAGAUUCAGAAGACAAUGAUAGAAGCAGGAACUGAAAAGUCUGUGGUUUUGGAAGAAGAAGAUAAGGCACACAAGGAGAUGAAACAGCAGAUGGUGACAGUCCCGGAUAUCAAAAUUAGUAAUCCUUCUUCUACCGCAAGUGAUUUACCGAGUUCAUCAAAUGCCAGCACCACAGUAAACUCCGCCUCAAGAGUCGAAAGCACUUCUACAGAGGAGCCUGUGUUGAAAAAGGCAAAGUUUAUGAAGAAGAAGAAGAAAUCUGUUGAGAAUACCAUGUUAGCUGAGGGUGAAGCAUCUGUCGAGGAAAUCCUGAGUACAUUCUGCCCUGAGUAGUGUGUAUUGAUGGCUUUCUGAAUGUUAUUCUUUACAUUGUUCAUUGUUAUUGUUGUCAUCAGUAAAAACCAUGAAUGCU